Messenger RNA from Spizellomyces punctatus DAOM BR117, 576 nucleotides. Its product is annotated as cupin domain-containing protein. The record is from RefSeq and is a predicted model, not a curated record. The transcript has 2 exons. NCBI's taxonomy places the organism in Eukaryota, Fungi, Chytridiomycota, Chytridiomycetes, Spizellomycetales, Spizellomycetaceae. The coding region runs from base 1 to 576 and encodes 191 amino acids.
AUGUCCACAAAAACGCCAGUGGCGGACGGACCUCUUCCCCACACGUACCGACAAAGUCAUCCCCUGUUGUCCGCUGAGACCAUUGCGCGCCUAAAGCCAGAGGAACGGAGCCAUUUUCUUGAUAAGGAGGUCAAAAGAAACACUUUGUCACUUGGGGACAUUGUCGGGCUUGAGGUAUUUCAUGUCGAGUACUUGGUUCACUGUACAGUUCUUCACUGGCACACUGGCGACGAAGAAUGGAUCUACAUUCUCUCUGGACGUGGUAUGGCUGAGAUGACUGUGCUCGAGGGUGACUUCGGCGCCGGGGUCGACAAACGCACUGCGGACGACGUAGAAGUUGAGACAAAGGAUAUCGGCCCUGGAGAUUUCUUCGGCUUUAAACGCAGUGGUCGAGCGCAUAUGCUCGUAAACACGGGAACCGAAGAUUUGGUCUAUCUUCUGGGUGGAGAGCGCAACUCCCAUGAUCAGUGCACUUACCCGAAGAUGGGGAAAACCCUGCAUAUCACACGAGAGAAAGGAGAAGCAAGCGGUGGUAUUGUCGAUAAUGAGCACAUACGGUUUUGGAAGAGAGCAUGA